ACAGCUUACGCCCUGACAACUCUGGUUCCAGGGAUCGGUGCGCUCCCUGCGGCCCCGGUUGGAGCCGGUGGAUUACAAACUCCUGUUAAGUGGCGCACCGUGCUCCUCCUCUCCAUCUUUUACCAGGAGUAAACCCAGGAGCUCGGAGCGCGUCCACACCGCCAUCUCUCUGAAGGAGAAAUCCUCAAUAUACUGUCAGCAUCAGCCCGGCCGAGAGCACCUGCAGUGUGAGGAGAGUAAGGAGGUGAGGAGGGGGGAAAAAAGAUCAAGAGAGUGAGGAGAGAGGGAGAUGGGUGCGAAGACGCGUAGUUCUCCGUGAUUGUUUCAGUGGAAGGUGGUGAAGUUGUUGGCUCCCCUCCGCUCGGAUCUUCUCUCCAGGUCGUUGAGUGUGUUUGCUUUCAGCAUGAGUAACAUCUACGAGUCUGCAGAAGCCACGCUGGGCUUCAUCAGCUCUCCAUGCCUCACCAAAGUGGAGCUCAGAGUUGCCUGCCGCGGGAUCUCAGACCGUGACGCUCUUUCCAAACCAGACCCUUGUGUGGUUUUGAAGAUGCAGUCCCACGGGCAGUGGUUUGAGGUGGACCGCACAGAGGUGAUACGCAGCAGCAGCGGCCCAGUCUUUUCCAAAAUCUUCCUGGUGGAUUACUAUUUCGAGGAGGUCCAGAGGCUUCGUUUUGAACUUCAUGACAUCAGCUCCGCCAACAACGGCCUCCGUGAUGCCGACUUCCUGGGCGCCAUGGAGUGCACCUUAGGACAGAUUGUGUCACAGAGGAAACUGACCAAAUCUCUACUCAAACAGGGGAACACAGCAGGAAAGUCUUCUAUUACGGUGACAGCUGAGGAACUGUCUGGUAAUGACGAUUACGUUGAACUCUCCUUCAGCGCGCGAAAGCUGGAUGACAAGGAUUUCUUCAGCAAGUCUGACCCUUUUCUGGAGAUCUUCAGGGUGAACGAUGACGGGACGGAGUCUCUCGUACACAGAACCGAGACGGUCAUGAACAACCUGAGUCCAGUCUGGAAGUCUUUUAAAGUUUCCCUGAACACGCUCUGCAGCGGCGACCAUGAGAGGGAGCUAAAGUGCACAGUCUGGGACUGGGACUCCAAUGGAAAACACGAUUUUAUCGGAGAGUUUCAGACGACGUUCAAAGAAAUGAGGGCCGAACAAGAGGGAAAACAGAUUCAGUGGGAGUGCAUCAACCCUAAAUACCAGAUGAAGAAGAAGAAUUAUAGGAACUCUGGUGUUGUCAUGCUCAACCACUGUAAGAUCAUCAAAAUGUAUUCCUUCCUGGACUACAUCAUGGGAGGCUGUCAGAUUCAGUUCACAGUGGCAAUAGACUUCACAGCAUCUAAUGGCGAUCCCCGGAACAGCUGCUCCCUGCAUUACAUCCACCCAUACCAGCCAAAUGAGUACCUUAAAGCCCUGGUGGCUGUGGGGGAGAUCUGCCAGGACUACGACAGUGAUAAGAUGUUCCCCGCCUUUGGAUUCGGAGCGCUUAUACCACCUGACUUCAAGGUGUCCCACGACUUUGCUGUGAACUUCGAUGAGGACAACCCUGAAUGUGCUGGGAUCCAGGGUGUGGUGGAGGCCUAUCAGAACUGCCUCCCCAAGAUCCAGCUGUACGGACCCACAAACAUCGCCCCCAUCAUCCAGAAGGUGGCCUCGUCGGCCUCUGAGGAGAUGCACACCAAAGAGGCCAUGGAAUAUUUCAUCCUACUGAUCCUGACAGACGGCGUCAUCACCGACAUGGCCGACACGCGGGAGGCCAUCGUGCACGCCUCUCACCUGCCCAUGUCCGUCAUCAUCGUUGGCGUCGGCAACGCAGACUUCACAGACAUGCAGAUCCUAGACGGAGACGACGGGAUCCUGAGGUCACCCAAGGGCGAGCCCGUUCUCCGGGACAUUGUCCAGUUUGUCCCCUUCAAGGAUUUCAAACACGCCUCCCCAGCCGCCCUGGCGAAGAGUGUUUUGGCAGAAGUCCCUAACCAGGUGGUGGACUACUACAACGCAAAAGGCAUCAAACCCAAGUGCAUGUCAGACUACGAGUCCACAAGAACAUUCAGCCCCUGACAAUGGACUACUUACAUAAAUACCCGCAGUAUACACAUAUACGAUAUAUCAUAACAUGUAUAUACAAAUAUAAAGACAUUUAUUUACUGUACUAUACCUACCUAUAAACAUGCAAAAGCACAAGCAAAUAGACACAAAACAUUUACACACAAUGGUACUAUAUACUAAUACAAUAGACUAGCUCAGAGAUUUAGCUCGUUCUGGUGAAACUACUUUAACUACUACAUUGAUGACUAUUGCAUGAGUGGCAUCACUUGAGAUGCUAUUACUUACUAACUGUAUAUUGGAAAGAUAUUUGUAGAAUUAAGAACGUCUUCUGAGCCAGCAUGCAGUCUCAAUCCUGACCCCGCCCAAACAAAUGACACUCUUACCUUAUUCAGAUAACUAGCAAGUUGUACAUGGACAAAGAUAUCUGUGGAAAGACUAAAAUAUGCGAUGCUCUGUGUAAGAUAUGUGACCCAAAAUGCUUAGGAUUAGAAUUGCAAAUCUAAUUACAGGACUAGUAGCAACCCCGGUAAUGUACUGCAUAAAUGCAUGCAUAAUUCUGCUCCUAAUAAUAUCCACUCCCCACUUCCUGCUUGCUAGUUAUGAAAUAAAGUAUCUCUGUCAUUUAAGCGACAUCCAACGUUGUCUCGGGAGUUUUGGGUUCUUUUCUACAGAUCUGUCUGAUGUUUUGCUAUAUAAAAAUAAACUACUGAAAAAUUGUAAUAAUUUCUUAAUAACCUUCUUACAUUGUAAAGAGUUUUGGGUGGAUAGACCAGUGUGUGUGGUAGACACUCAUGUGAAAGAAAAAAAACAUUUUCUGUAUUCUGCAUGUUGAUUCUAAUAAAGGCACUACAUUUUUUCUCAA
Cynoglossus semilaevis (tongue sole) is the source of this 2915-nucleotide messenger RNA. It is a transcript of the gene cpne4b, whose product is annotated as copine IVb. Gene Ontology annotation, cellular component: plasma membrane. Lineage: Eukaryota; Metazoa; Chordata; Actinopteri; Pleuronectiformes; Cynoglossidae. The record is from RefSeq and is a predicted model, not a curated record. Gene Ontology annotation, biological process: cellular response to calcium ion. The transcript has 16 exons. Gene Ontology annotation, molecular function: calcium-dependent phospholipid binding. Bases 404 to 2065 code for a protein of 553 amino acids.